AAUCAGUUUCUCAAAGAACUUCGGCCUGUGCGGUUUACUAAAAGCCUGAUAGAAUAAAUAAAAUUAAGUAAACAAAUAAUAACCCGUUGUUUCUCGCACGCGAUCUUCGGAGAGUUAUCAAUACUCGUAUAAAAAAAAGUAAUUGAUUACAAAUUUUAUCUCGUGUUUCGUGUCGUUACUGUUUUUUUUUUUUUGAUCCAAAAGGUGACGUUCGUAACGGAGGCCACACUGAACUCAGUGGCGAGGAAACCUUAACGCUCAUCCGAAAUUCUCUGACGUCGCCACAAAUGAAGGAAGACGGGUGUUGUUUCGAUGGCAAUUGUCCCCAUGUAUUCAUCGUUUUCGGUGCUUCGGGCGAUUUGGCGCGAAAAAAGAUUUAUCCAACACUUUGGUGGCUUUUCCGUGACAACUUGUUGCCUUCGAGCACGAUAAUUUUCGGAUAUGCUCGUACCGCGCUCUCUAUUCCCCAAUUGCGUGCCAAAUGCGAUCCAUACAUGAAAGUACGUCCCGAAGAACAAGAGCAAUACGAGAAAUUUUGGACGUUGAAUCAAUACGUUGCUGGAAGUUACAAUACGCGUCGCGAUUUCGAGUUGCUUAAUCAGGAAAUCGGCAAAUUCGAAAAAUGUCAAACGAUGAAUCGCUUAUUUUAUCUUGCACUGCCGCCAUCAGUAUUCGAAGACGUUACGGUACACAUUAAGGAGUCUUGCAUGGGCAAAAAGGGAUGGAAUCGCAUAAUUGUCGAGAAACCCUUUGGUCGAGAUGCUGCUUCGUCGAAAAAGUUGAGUGAUCAUCUUGCCAGUUUGUUCCAUGAGGAUCAACUUUACCGCAUCGAUCAUUAUUUGGGCAAAGAAAUGGUUCAAAAUCUCAUGACAAUCCGUUUUGGUAAUCAAAUUUUCGCGCCAACGUGGAAUCGAAUGAAUAUCGCUUCUGUGCUCAUUACGUUCAAAGAACCUUUUGGCACACAAGGGCGCGGAGGAUAUUUCGAUGAAUUUGGAAUUAUUCGGGAUGUCAUGCAAAAUCACUUGUUGCAAAUUUUAUCGUUGGUAGCGAUGGAAAAGCCCGUCAGUAUUCAUCCCGACGACAUUCGUGAUGAAAAAGUGAAGGUUUUGAAGUGUGUGGAGCAACUUACGAUGGAUGACGUUGUACUUGGGCAAUAUGUUGGCAAUCCCGAUGGCAAAGAUGAGGAUUCGAAACUCGGAUAUUUGGAUGAUCCAACUGUACCGAAAGGCUCAAAGACUCCAACGUAUGCUCUUGCCGUGUUGAAGAUCAAAAACGAACGAUGGGAUGGCGUUCCGUUCAUUUUGCGCUGCGGAAAGGCUUUGAACGAACGAAAAGCUGAAGUUCGCAUCCAAUAUCGUGACGUGCCCGGCGACAUUUUCCAUGGAAAACCGAAACGAAAUGAACUCGUUAUUCGUGUGCAGCCAGGAGAAGCGUUGUACGUCAAAAUGAUGACCAAAACGCCCGGAAUUAACUUUGACUUGGAAGAAACUGAGCUGGAUCUCACAUACGGUCAUCGUUAUCAAGAAAUUCACUUACCCGAUGCCUAUGAACGACUCAUCCUCGACGUUUUUUGCGGUUCUCAGAUGCAUUUCGUGCGUUCUGAUGAGCUGAGUGAAGCAUGGCGUAUUUUCACACCCCUUUUGCAUUACAUCGAGCAAAAUCAUCCAGAGCCUAUUCCGUAUCUGUAUGGAUCUCGAGGACCGAAAGCUGCUGAUAUCAAGUGCGACGAUGUCGAUUUCAAAUAUUACGGAUCCUACAAAUGGCACAUGGACAAGAACAAUAAAGCUAAAAUGUAAAAAAAAAUAAAUUGUUGUUGUUGCCUUCAAAUAGUUUUAAAGGAUUUUUUAUGAUAUUUUUACGAUACAAAGUUAUUUAUGUGGAACGCUUUACACAGGAAACGGGAAAUUUGUUGAAAAUAAAAAAUUUCUAUUUUUUUGUACAA
This is a messenger RNA of Culicoides brevitarsis, 1942 nucleotides long. It is a transcript of the gene Zw, whose product is annotated as glucose-6-phosphate 1-dehydrogenase. Gene Ontology annotation, cellular component: cytosol. Gene Ontology annotation, molecular function: glucose-6-phosphate dehydrogenase activity; NADP binding. Gene Ontology annotation, biological process: pentose-phosphate shunt, oxidative branch; glucose metabolic process. Lineage: Eukaryota; Metazoa; Arthropoda; Insecta; Diptera; Ceratopogonidae. The record is from RefSeq and is a predicted model, not a curated record. The transcript is spliced from 4 exons. The coding region runs from base 288 to 1796 and encodes 502 amino acids.